Amoebophrya sp. A120 is the source of this 4633-nucleotide messenger RNA. Lineage: Eukaryota; Dinophyceae; Syndiniales; Amoebophryaceae. The record is from the annotation of a GenBank genome assembly.
AGGACGUGGAUUCUGGCAAUUUCGUUUCGCUCGAGUAUUCACUCCUCUUCGGUAUGUCGUGAUGAAAAUGAGUAUGAUAUUCUUCCGUGUAGAUAUCCUCUAAUUAUCCAGGAAGCAGAACAUGCUCUGUCAUAUGAUGCCCAUUUCGAUACCCCACAUCAAGCGUCCCAAGUAACUACAUUAUUUCACCCAUGACAUUUCUUCUUGCCGUUGUCUUUAGUUGACUGACAAGUUACAUGGCCCAUUUUUGACCAUGUCACAGGUUGCCUCGUCAUGUGACAUGCGGUAGAAGUUUUCCCAAUUCAGGGCAACUAGGUCUCCGCAUCAUUUUUGCAGCACAUCUCAUGAUAAUUAGAACGAAUUAAGGAGCUGAACACUUACUUUUAGCUAUGGGCGGGAGGAGCAAGACCGGUGCUGACAACGUUGUCAGAGGACCAACCGGAGUCAAAAUGCCCGUCCGAGCCGCCGACGACAUCAGGGACAGAAACGCUUUACAUGGAGGUACAACGGCAACACAAAUCUCAAUGGCGAUGAGAAAAAACAUCACGACGCAACUUCCCAGCUACGAUCCGGUAAACGACAAGUACUUGCUGCUCGUUUUCUCCGAGACCGUCACGGAGGAGAUUUUUGUGAAAGAGGAAGCCGAACAACAAGCGCAACGAACAGUAGACACGGAGGAUGACGAAAGGGAAGAUGUAGGUGCAGGAACUCCUACAUCGAGCGACGAGGAUCAACUUCACAGUCGAAGUAGAUUCCGCCCCAAGGGUGAGACGAAAUCCUCCGCCGCCCACGUGUACAUCUGCGCCACCGACGCGCGCAUCCAGGAGGGGCUCUGGGUGACCCAGUCGGAUGUUCUCAAAAGGACACAAGCCGCAACAUCUUCUUCGCAGGUGCUCCAAGCGACGAACAGGCAGCAACCUCGCACUAGCAGAAGCAAGCGCACUUCCCAAAACACCGCUGCGAACCUGCAGAUCGGGGGCACAAGCGGUUCGUCUUCUGCCCCGAAAGUUCCCGUCCGGUACCACAAGGAGAUCCUGUUCGAGGUUGGAAUGGCCCGCGGGAAGCUGUUGCGGACGAAAGUGGAGCACAGGAUCUUGUUGCCAAUCUCCGCCGCGGUCGGACACGUGUAUCUUUUUGUGCAUGAUGUGAAAGCGUCCGAAGCUGGUGCAGGACCAGGAGCAGGUACAACUAGAUCUACAGUAGCUGACGGUGCAGGUCGUGGAGACGGACGAGAAGAGGACCGAAGAGCCGCGUUUUACCGAGAUCGCAACCGGAUUUCUCAGUGGUCCCCGAUUUCCUUUUUUAUCGUGCAGAACUUUGACGACUUUGGGGGUGAUUCCAACGCGGUUUUGGCACGACCAGGGUCACUUUAUUCGGAGUUGAUAGAACUACUGGCGUCGAAGAUGCAAACUUCUCCAGGAGCGAAUUUUCAUCACAUGCUGAACAAGACUACGCUUGGGGACAAUGAGCAGCAAAGGAAAGAACCGUUCCAAAUGGGCAGCUACAAGCAGCACCAGCACCCUUUGCUCUUCCCCCCGGCACAAGAACAAGAGAACACCGCCGAGAGCGUGAACAACACCAAAAAGCCCCUGUUCAACGUUCCCGCGAUUCGGCUGGUCUUUGAGAAAAAUUUAGAUUCCUUUUCCAAAAACCAGGACAAGCUGGAGCACGACCGCGCGCUGCCGAAAUCCUUCUUUUACUUAGGAAGCGUACAGAACAUCAGUUAUCGCCUUUUCUACCACAGUGUGGAACAAGGGUUGCACUCGAAAUGCUUGAUUCUGCGGGGGUCCGAGGCUUUACCGCAAUUUUUACAGCAGAAAUACCCGGUCGCGGUCUUGUGGAAGGAGAUCAAAGACUCGGAGCAGCAAGCCCUGCAGUCCGGAAUCUACCGAAUGAUCGAAGAUUUGUACGCGAGCUGGCGGAGGAUUGUGGAGGAGGGGGAGGAAAAUAACAGUCCGGAGGAUUUAGUGACGCACCAAUUCAGACAGCGCUUGUCGCAACAAAAGUUUUUGGCGUUGCAAGCUAGUAGUACACAAAAACAGAGACAAAGUCAGACUGGGAUGAAAACAAGACAAUCGCGCAAAACUAGAGCCUCCGCAGCAGAGCAGCAAGCACAAGCAGCUGUCUUACAGGGCACGAAGACGGGCACCAAGCUGGGAACGACCGUGAAUCGGACUGACUCAACUGACUCAACUUACAUGGGACCAAUAAUUCCUUUAGGAAAGGGUAGCAGCAGCGACGGAGAUGAACCAUCCGAAAGCCUGAGUGACGACGAAGAGCAUCAUGAUGAAGACAGUGAAGAUCUAAACGACGGUAUUAAAACUACCGCCCUAGAGACUGAUAACAAGCAGCUCGUGGAGCGCGUCAUUCGUCGGCAGAGUCGGCACGGGCUCUUGCGACAGCUUACCUCGCUGUCCCUCCAGCAUGGAUCGAAUCGGGAUUUGCUUUACUCGAGAAGCAUGGUGUUGAGGGACUCCGCUCGGUCUGGAUCCAUCAGAGAAAAGCAAGCAGAGAAGCAAAAAGCGGAAGCACUUUUUAGUCGGUCGCACCCGAGUGCUUCCGGGACAACGAGCGGAUCUUUGUCUUUUGCGGCGCAUCAUCAAGUUGUUCACGUGCCGGGGCAGCCUGCGCCGUUGCCGGUAUUCCAGACGCCAGUACUGUCCCCGAGACUGGAAAUUUUUCGGCACGACUAUACCGACAAAGACUUCCGGGUCUCGUCGGAGAUGCCGGAUUCCUUGGAUUCAGAUUUGUUAGAAGACAUGCAGAGUGUUCUGAAGAACAAAGGUGAAAUUGGUGAACAGGACAGCACCGAUAAGAAGCAACCACAAGCGGAAGGAGCGGCUUUUGAAUCCGCAGGAGAGGGUGAUAAUGUCAUAAUGGAAGGGGAAGAUGACGACGCAAGAACUACUGGGGAGCCUGUUGGCACCAGUACCGCGAGGACUGCUGGUGGCAUGCAACAAAAUCGCCGCCGCCGCCGUGUCUCUUGGUCCCAAAACCUAGAAGAGAACGAAAAAAUUCUCGCCGAGAUUGCCGCGGACGAGCAAAAAGCGCUCGCGUCAACAUCUCCUGUGCAACCGAGUGAGAUUGGGGAUGCGGCCGCCGGGGCGAGCGCGGCGCGAGAGGAUUUGCAUCGCAACGCGGAGACGGCGAGGAAGGUGUUGCUGGAACUGGUGCAAAGCAUCGGGGAUUUUUAUGAAGAAUUGGAUGAAGAUGAUGACGCUCCUGUUAGUUUCCAGCCCGGAGAUAGGACCUCCUCUAAAGAAAAGAAGAAGAAAAAACAGAAACCCCUUCACCCCGCCGAUCUUGACACAGACAAGCUGGACACGGAGCUGAAGUACGAGCUUCUAACUUUGUUUCGAAGAACGAAGCAGGUACAAAUCGAGCAGAACUCAACACAUUCCUCUUGGAUCAACGUUCCCGAUGGCGCCGCCGCGGAAGCGAUAGUUUUGGAGUGCCUGGAGGCGAAAUUAGACUACAGCAAUAAGGGGAAAACCGAAGGCGAGUUGAAAAUCUCGGUCAAAGAGCAACUGGCGGUGUGUAAGCUGUUGGUGUUGAGCCUGAGACAGAAAUUCGGGUUCACGCGACUGGAUUUGGGGAAAAUACUGGAAAAGUUCAAGCGAACGAAGAUGAAAAAUUUGAGAGAGGAACUGCUACCGGAAAAUAAGCCACGUAGUACUGUGCGACGACAGAAGCAACAGGAAGACCGACAGAGUGAAGGUGCUGUUGUGCAGCCUUCAGUUGGUGAAGAACAGGAGCACCUUCCUGAAGACGCGGCCGCUGAAGAACCACCUUCCGCCCCUGAACCCGAACAGUUAGACACUGAGCAGCAAAGACUCUUAGACCGAACGCACGAUGAUGACCACAUCACGCAUGCUUCUUCUGUAACCGCGAAAAGGACAAAGAAUAAGAAUAUUAACACAAGAACAGGCCCCUUCGAAGCAGAACCAGAACAAGAUGCAGAGCAGAAGAAGAGGGAGAAAUCGAAGCGGGCCAUGCAUCGGUUGAUCCACGAUUAUGAACUGCAAAAUUAUCGUACUCCCUCGUAUAAAUGCAUUACAAAUUUUCUUAGCAUGAAAAAAAAAAUGUGCAAUGCUGAUUUGCCUUGACAAAGAAAUUUGUAAUGCAAGACCUGCAUUUAUACGAGUGCGAUACUUUUGCACAGCAUAGCGAUAAGUUCGAGACAAAACCGGAGUUCAGCUCGAUAAAGCGGUACAGCGAAGAAGUGUUAGGGGUGUCUGAUAAAAAAUCUUCGGAAAAUAAUAACCCGGACCUAGCGGCGAAGGUCCUAGUGUCGCUUGCGAAACUGGACGACCCGAAGUUUGUUGAACGGUACAAUCAGUCGCUGGUGAAGCAGAGUUUAAGGGAGUUAGAACAUCAUGAGGUUCAUUGGGAGGAACACGAGGUGAAUAGGAUCCAGAAAAGGGAUAAUACUGCGAUUUUGAAGCAGGUACUCGCUAUGGAGAAGGAUUUAGAGCUACUUGCGGACAUGUCGAGCACGGUCAGCACCGACGCGAUGAUGAGCAUGCUCAAUAGUGCUCCGAGCGCGUACAAAAGCAUAAGGUGAUAGAUCCUCGUCUUUAUUUCUGCAAAGAACAAGAACGUACUUUCGCGUAUCAAGAUGAAACAACUCAAU